GACACAGACAAAGGUUCUCCCCCCACACCUGAUGCCGGAGAGAGCCCAUCCCUGGAGCUGCACCCCAGGCGCCUGCUGCUCCCCGCGGGGAGGCGGUGCGGGCGGAGCGGCGGCCGCGUUUCCAUGAGUCACUCCAGGACUUUCUGCCGCCCGCCGUGUGGUGGGGAGGGGGUACCUUCGUGCCGACGUCCUACUCCGUGAUGUGAGGCACAGGCAUGCUCAGUAGCUGGUGCCUACCCCUCCUCUCUCGGCAACGGUGCCUACAACACUGAGAGACCGCUGGCAGCCGGAGCGGGGCCGGAAAGCCAUCUUUGCGGGAGCGGAGGCAGCGACGGCCGGGAGCCAUGUCUACUCCAGCUCCUACUCAAGGACCCACCAGUGCUGGGGCUGCAGGGCCAUCUCCUGCUACCAAUGUGUCAAGUAACAAACGGCUGCAGCAAACACAAGCCCAAGUGGAUGAGGUGGUAGACAUCAUGAGAAUGAACGUGGACAAGGUGCUAGAAAGAGACCAGAAGCUGUCGGAGCUUGACAACCGGGCAGAUGCAUUGCAAGCAGGUGCCUCACAGUUUGAAACCAGUGCAGCCAAACUGAAGAGAAAAUAUUGGUGGAAAAAUUGCAAGAUGAUGAUCAUCCUUGGUGUAGUAUGCACAGUCAUUCUCAUUAUAAUUAUAAUUUAUUUCUCCACUUGAAAAAAAACGAAGAAGGAGGACUUGGCACAACUUUGUUCAUAUCAACCAACAAUAUCAAUGUUCCUUUGUUGAACUCCGCUUUUUAAUUCCUGGUGUCUUGGGAUUUUUGCUUGUAAUAACAUAUAAGCAUUCAGUGUGGUAUGUUUUGGAAUUCUGUUGUUUCCACAAGAAACUGUACCAGCUAAGUACUGCCAAGUAGUUCCAUACACUGUCCUAUCACUGUGUCUUAAAAUGUGCACACACUGACCUUUAGAAACUGUAGUGUAUGAAAAGCACCAUAAAUAUCUCAGAAUCAGAGAAUGAAGCUAUAAGAGAGCUCCUGUGUAAAGGGACACUGUCAGGUGGACUGGACCCAAAAUUAAGGUUUCAGCAGACAUGAUGACCAAAAUUCUUAGUCUGCAUACCUAAAGUUGCGUGGCAAAAUCCACUAUCAGAUGCAGUUUUUUGAGGUAGCAAGUCUUUGCUACAUUGGACAGUAAUACUUGCAAGUAUUCAUAGAGCUUGUAAGACAUCUCUACUUAGCCAAUCAAACACAUAUGUUUUUGAAAUUAAAUGUGGUAUCAAAGUCUAAAAACAUUGCCUGCAGAAAAUAAGUAGGGCUGCGUUUUAGGCAUUUAAGUUUUCCCUUGCAGUGUGUUCUGAGCAACCAAGAUGGCCUCAAUAUGAAAGACAGAAAGAAAACUGUAUGACAACCAGAAAAUGUUAGCUAGCACAAUUUUGAAAAAGCCAAGUGAAAUGCAAAAAUGGUAAUACAAGCGCCAUAAAUGACUGAGAUGCACAUUCUUGCUAAAAACUCAAGGCAGUGUUUGUCAGAAUUCAUGGAACUCUCUUGAAUGCCAAACCCCAAUACUUAAAGCCCUUGAAGUAUAUGAAUGACUUUGGUGAUGUCUGUGUCUGAGGAAGGCAGAGAAACACUGUUCCAAACAGGAGGUGUUAGUCGGCUUACUUAAAAUUUAAUUUGCGUGGGUUUAUAGCUCAUAAACUAUAACAUCGUCUUAAUGAAAUACUCAGCUGAGAUCUUUCUCAUAGUUACACUGACAUUUGAUAUAAUUAAAGGAAAAAUAUAUUGCUUUUUGGGGGAAAGCUGUUGUAUGCUACUGUUGUAUGGUUACUCCCAAGUGUUCAGUUUCCACUUUUUCUUUUUUAAAUACUGCACAGUUUGUUUCAAGGAGGAUGUGGAUAAUAUCCUGGGAAAAUUAAAUCAAUUUUAAACAUAUCUAUUCAAACUAAAAGUGAAUUUUCGUAUUUUAAGCCAGGCAAUCUUGACAGGGCCUUUUUAAGAUAAAUUCUUCAGAAUUUCUAAGAAUUGCUAGAUAUGUAUUUAUUUAUUUAUUUUUUUGUCUGCAACUCUGUUAAGGCAUAUAAAGUUAUAUUAGCAAUUAUUCUUAUUGAAGAGCAUCUCUCUUGACACAGUCUUAGAUUUAAAAAAAAGAGAGAGAACCAGAAAAGUUCACUGCAGAAGAUCUUAAGUAGAAUUUUGUGGAAGGAAUAAGCAAUGAUUACUCGAAUGGUUCCAUCUGCAUUGUUUUUUUUUUUGUACUUCAUUUUCAGAUGUAUCGUUUCAUAUUGUUAACUAGCAGGUGGCCAUGGUCAUAAUAAAAGUAACCUUCAAACAUAAGUAA
Messenger RNA from Numida meleagris (helmeted guineafowl), 2311 nucleotides. RefSeq names its product vesicle-associated membrane protein 2-like. Gene Ontology annotation, cellular component: plasma membrane; SNARE complex. Gene Ontology annotation, molecular function: syntaxin-1 binding; SNAP receptor activity. NCBI's taxonomy places the organism in Eukaryota, Metazoa, Chordata, Aves, Galliformes, Numididae. Gene Ontology annotation, biological process: vesicle fusion; vesicle-mediated transport; SNARE complex assembly. The coding region runs from base 345 to 689 and encodes 114 amino acids. The transcript is spliced from 5 exons. The record is from RefSeq and is a predicted model, not a curated record.